AAAAAUGGAAAAAAACAUUUCAGCUAACAAAAUGUUAAAGGAAGAAAAGAAAAUUAUUGACAAGAUGAACAAGAGCAUGGAUAUCAAUACUCUCAACUUCAUCAAAUCCUUAAAAAUAAUGAAAACAUUUAUGAGCUUGUACAACAUUGAUCCAAAAAAAUUGAUAGAGUGCAAAAAGAACUUAGUACAAGGAGCCAGCUUUACGAUCAUUAAGAUCUUUGAUCUUGAAUUAAAACACAGGAAAGAAAUCCAGAAAUUAACUAAGAUAUUGAAGCCAAGAAAGAUAGAAACCUUGGUUCUUGAAGGAAAAAGGAAUACUCUUUACAAGCACCAUGAAAAUCCUGAUAUUUCAAGAAUAACCCAAUUGACUCCUCUAGUUACUAAGAGGGUGUGAAUUAGUAAACUCAGGUUGACAAAAUCUCAAUUUUCAAGGAUAAUCAGUUCUUCAAGAUAUUCAAGAACAGUAGAAUUCGCACAUUGCGCAAUUGACUCGGAAGAUAUGAAAAUAAACGAAGAUCUUGAAUUUAAGACUGAAUGAAUGAACUUCAGAGGCUGUGAAAUCGAAGAAGCAAGCGAUUGGGGAAACCACCCAGAAAGAGUCUCCUCAAUAAUAGAAGGGAUCGCCAAGUCAGGUUUAGCAAGAUCCUUAAAGACACUUUUCUUAGGUGCAUGUGGAUUGACUAAAGAGCAGAUUCAAAACUUUCUCGAAACUUACUCAUUAGUAGGUGUAGAAGCUUCCUUCCAAAGCUCUUCAAACAUGAGUGCCAUUGAACAUGUUAUCAAAACUGAUUAGGAUUUCUGACUAUUUAGAACUCAAAUAUAAUAUUGCGCAACU
Molecule: messenger RNA, 835 nt
Organism: Moneuplotes crassus
Lineage: Eukaryota; Ciliophora; Spirotrichea; Euplotida; Euplotidae
Source: the annotation of a GenBank genome assembly